AUGUCCAAUGACAUUAAGGACCUAAUUAAAGGUUGCACAUCAUGUAUAAAACAUCAACCAAGUCAACAAAAAUUUACUAUGCAAAGUCACAAAAUACCUGAAUAUCCAUUCCAAAUAAUAUCUAUGGAUGUUUUCUUCUUCAAUGAAAAUGGAAAACAGUCAAAAUAUUUAAUAACGGUUGAUCACUACUCGGAUUUUUUUGAAAUUGAUAAGAUUAAAGAUUUAUCAUCUAAACCAGUAAUAGAAGCCUGUAAAAGAAAUUUUUCACAUCACGGUGUGCCAGAAAUAGUAAUUACGGAUGGUGGAACUAAUUUCAUCUUUCAAGAAUUUUCAGCUUUUAGUAAAAAAUGGAAUUUUAUACAAGUAACAUCUUCUCCCCAUCACCCUCAAGGAAAUGGUAAAGCUGAAGCAACAGUGAAAAUAGCAAAAAAACUGCUAUUGAAAGCUACAGAAAGCGGAGAAGAUUUCUGGUCAAGUCUACAUUGCUUAAGAAAUACUCCUAACAAAAUAAACUCUAGUCCUGUACAAAAAUUAUUUUCACGUAGAACAAGAGGUUUUUCACUAGUUAUUAAAGAUUUGCUAAAACCAAAUGUAAUCAAAAAUGUAGCAGAAACUAUUAAGAGUAACAAGGAAAUGAUCAAAUACUCUCAUGAUAAAAAAGCAAAAAAAGCAACUACAUUAGAAAUAGGACAACCCGUAGUAGUUCAGAUUCAACCAUCUUCAAAUAAAUCUUGGACUCCAGGAAUAAUUGAUUAA
Molecule: messenger RNA, 756 nt
Organism: Achroia grisella
Lineage: Eukaryota; Metazoa; Arthropoda; Insecta; Lepidoptera; Pyralidae
Exons: 1
Coding region: 1-756 (251 amino acids)
Biological process (GO): DNA integration
Molecular function (GO): nucleic acid binding
Source: RefSeq, a predicted model, not a curated record